Gadus morhua (Atlantic cod) is the source of this 3405-nucleotide messenger RNA. RefSeq names its product endothelin converting enzyme 2b (gene ece2b). Gene Ontology annotation, cellular component: plasma membrane. Gene Ontology annotation, molecular function: metalloendopeptidase activity. The record is from RefSeq and is a predicted model, not a curated record. NCBI's taxonomy places the organism in Eukaryota, Metazoa, Chordata, Actinopteri, Gadiformes, Gadidae. Gene Ontology annotation, biological process: protein processing. The coding region runs from base 528 to 2828 and encodes 766 amino acids. The transcript is spliced from 19 exons.
GUACUGUUACCAUGGAGAGCGUGACAGGCAGGGAGACAGACAGUCAGACAGACAGACAGACAGACAGACAGACAGACAGACAGACAGACAGACAGACAGGCAGAUAGACAGAUAGAGAUAGACAGACAAACGGAGAAAGAAUAACAGCUAGAGACAUAGAGGCUGAAGACGUGUUUCUAGCGGAUGGGAGAAUCGAGGGAGUGUUUGUGUUUGUGAAGCGGGAGGAAGGGUGUUGUUUGCUGGGUGGAGCUGAGACUGACCAGUCUGUUGGCAGAUCGCUAUCUUCUUUUCUCCGUCUCCUCUUCACCCCCUGUCUACGCCGACCAUUGAAAUCUCUUUUCUUUCUGCUCAACAAAGACGGUAGGAGACCAUCGCCUGGUGCAUCUCCUCCGCCGUCUCGACUGUUGUGUCGCGGUUUGGCUCGGAGGCUUCGGGAGGACGAGGAGGAGAAGAGGAGGAGGAGGAAACGAUAGGAGGAGAACAGGAGGAGAACAGGGAUGUCUCGGAGGCGAAGCCAGCCGCACUAGAUGUUGUCUCACUGCCCCAGAAUGAGCGUAGCGCUGCAGGAUCUGCGGAACACAAUGUCCAGCUAUAAACGUGCUACCUUUGAGGAAGAGGAGGCUUCAGAUCUUCCUCGGGAUGGAAGCCCAUCGCCUGAAGGUGUCGAGGUGGGCUUCAGGAAGGGCUCCCUGGGGGGUUGGACCCAGCUGGAGGUCUGGCUGGCUGCUCUGCUCCUCGUCUCAGUCCUGCUGCUGCUCCUCACCCUCACCCUGGGACUAACACAGAGCCCAGAUGGGAGCAAGGAGCUGUGUCUCUCGGAGGCGUGCGUGAUGCUGGCGGGGCGGAUGGCGGAGGCCAUGGACCGCCAGGCGGACCCCUGUCAGGACUUCUACCAGUACGCCUGCGGGGGCUGGACCCGCAAGAACCCCCUCCCCGACGCCCGCUCCCGCUGGUCCACCUUCAACAGCCUCUGGGAGCAGAACCAGGCACUGCUCAAACACAUCCUGGAGAACGGGACAUUUAACGGGACCAGUGAAGCGGAGAGGAAGACCCAGUCCUACUACCUGUCCUGUCUGAACCAGCCCCGCAUAGACCAGCUUGGGGCUCAGCCUCUCAUAGACCUAAUCACCAAGCUGGGGGGCUGGAGUAUAACAGGUAGGUGGGAGAAGGACAAUUUCAUGGAAGUUCUGAAGCUGCUGUCCGGACCGUACAGAGCCCAGCCCUUCUUCUCCCUGGGAGUCAGCACGGACCCCAAGAACUCCAACAGUAACGUCAUCCAGGUGGAACAGUCUGGUAUUUUCCUCCCAUCCAGAGACUACUACCUUAAUAAGACAGCCAAUGAGAAGGUGUUGGAUGCGUAUCUGGAGUACAUGGUAGAGCUGGGCCUACUGCUGGGAGGGAGCAGGAACUCCACGGAGCAGGAGAUGAGGCAGAUCCUGGAGCUGGAGACGGCUCUGGCUAACAUCACCGUCCCUCAGGACCAGAGGAGAGACGAGGAGAAGCUCUACCACAAGAUCACUAUCGCUGAUCUACAGGUCCUUGCUCCGGCCGUGGACUGGCUGGACCUCCUGUCCUCGUCCCUCUCUCCUCUGGAGCUGAACGACACUGAGCCGGUGGUCAUCUACACCAGAGAGUACCUGGUGGAGAUGUCUCAACUCAUCGCACGCACUGACCGCAGUCUGCUGAAUAACUACAUGAUUUGGACAUUGGUGCAGAAGGGCGUCGCUAGCUUGGACCAGCGGUUUGAGAACGCCCAGGACAAACUGCUGGAGAGUCUGUACGGAACCAAGAAGUCGUGCACGCCGCGGUGGCAGACGUGCAUCGGCAACACCGACGACACCAUGGGCUUCGCCCUGGGGGCGCUGUUUGUCAAGGAGACCUUCGACAGGAACAGCAAAGGAAUCGCAGAGCAGAUGAUAAAUGAGAUCCGGACUGCAUUUAAAGAAUCUUUGGACCAGCUGAGCUGGAUGGACCCUGACACAAGAGAGGCAGCCAAAGACAAGGCUGAUGCCAUAUACGAUAUGAUCGGCUUCCCAGACUUCAUCCUGGACCCCAAAGAGCUUGAUGACGUCUAUGAUGGGUACGAGGUCGGGGAAGAGAGUUUUUUCAACAACAUGUUUAAUUUCUACAACUUCUCAUCCAGAGUGAUGUCAGAGCAGCUGAGGAAGAGACCCAGCAGAGACCAGUGGAGUAUGACUCCGCCCACGGUCAACGCCUACUAUAUGGCCACCAAGAACGGAAUCGUGUUCCCAGCUGGGAUCCUGCAGGCUCCGUUCUACUCACACGACCAUCCCAAGGCGUUAAACUUUGGAGGGAUUGGCGUUGUGAUGGGUCAUGAGCUCACUCACGCCUUUGACGACCAGGGCCGAGAGUAUGAUAAGGAAGGGAACAUGCGUCCGUGGUGGCAGAACUCCUCCCUGCAGUCCUUCCAGCAGCGCACCGAGUGCAUGGUGGAGCAGUACAGCCGCUACACUGUCAACGGGGAGAAGGUCAACGGGAGGCAGACCCUGGGGGAGAACAUCGCAGACAAUGGAGGACUGAAAGCUGCUUACAAUGCCUACCGGUCGUGGGUUCGACUCAACGGAGAAGAGAAGAGACUUCCAGCUGUUAACCUGACUAAUGACCAGCUGUUCUUCUUGGGGUUUGCUCAGGUGUGGUGCUCGGUGCGGACCCCAGAGAGUGCUCACGAGGGGCUGGUGACGGACACCCACAGUCCUCCCAGGUACAGAGUCAUCGGCACGCUCUCCAACUCCCAGGACUUCGCUCAUCAUUUCCAGUGUCCGGUCGGGUCGCCCAUGAACUCUGGGAGCCGCUGCGAGGUCUGGUAGGACGCCACAGACACUCCUGGCCCCGGGGAGGAGGCCAGGGCAGAAGGAGGAGGAGUGUGUUGCCGACUAAAGGGUGUCAUGUGGACUUGUACUCUCCUAGAAGAGCGACAUGGACUAAGUGUGUUGUUGUGUUCUUUUGUGUUUCUGUGUUGCGUGUCUUCUGUAGGUCAGGCGGUCUGGCCUCUAAGAUAGCUUUUCUUCUCUUGACAUCACAUGUUUUCUCUGUGAAUAUUGACGCUAUGCCCUUCAUAGCGAUACUAUCGUAACAUAAACAGCAUUGUGAAUAUUUGAAGUUAUGUCCUUCUUAGCGAUUACAAUCGUAACAUUAACAGCAUUGUGAAUAUUGAAUGCUAGCACUGCAGCAUUGCAGUUACCUAGCAACAGGAGUACAGAUGCUAGUACUAGUAACCUAGCAACAGUACUAAUGAUGCUAGUACUGGUUAACUAGCAACAGGAGUAAAGAUUCUAGCACCAGUUACCUAGCAACAGGAGUAAAGAUGGCUGAUGCUAAAUAUUGAAUGUCCCAAGUGGUCAGCUAAUUUAUCUGCGAAAAUAAACAUCUGUUUAAAUAGUCAAA